AUGCUGUAUAAAGUUGUGACAAGCAGUAGUUCAAAAGCAGCAGCAUCAAUCUGGUGGCAGGAUAUGAGACAGAGGCGAAAAUAUGCAGAAGGGACAAGGGUUUGUGAAGAGAAAAGUCAAAGAAUUUGUUGGUGUCCCGUGACGUAUGAGGUGCAUGAUGAAAAGAUGGGUGCAGGAAGGAAGACUCAAAAACAUGAUAAAACAAAAACAGAAUUUGUUUGGACAACUUGUAAGCCCAAGUCAUUUAAUAGUCCAACCACAAUCUAA
Messenger RNA from Sphenostylis stenocarpa, 267 nucleotides. The record is from the annotation of a GenBank genome assembly. Lineage: Eukaryota; Viridiplantae; Streptophyta; Magnoliopsida; Fabales; Fabaceae.